Messenger RNA from Arachis ipaensis, 853 nucleotides. RefSeq names its product cytochrome B561-1 (gene CYB-1). Gene Ontology annotation, molecular function: oxidoreductase activity. Lineage: Eukaryota; Viridiplantae; Streptophyta; Magnoliopsida; Fabales; Fabaceae. The record is from RefSeq and is a predicted model, not a curated record.
UGCGUUGCUUUGCUUGAUCAAGAUUCAACACUCCCUCCUUUCUUCUUUCUUCUUUCUUCUUUCUUCAAACCUCAAAAACCAGACGACAAUUUUCCAAAACCCUCUCUCUCUCUCUCUCUCUCUCUCUCUCUCUCUCAAGAAAUGGCGGCUCCACCGGUGGUGAGGUUCCCGAUCUUCACGACUGUGAGAGCGUUUGGCGUCGCCGUCACCGUUCUUCUUCUCAUUUGGACGCUUCAUUUCAGAGGAGGCCUCGCUCUCAUCUCUGACAACAAAGAUCUCAUCUUCAAUGUCCAUCCAGUGUUGAUGGUGAUUGGGCUUGUUCUGAUCAAUGGUGAAGGGAUGCUUGCAUACAAGACAUUAUCUGGAACAAAAAGCUUCAGAAAAACAGUGCAUCUCACAUUGCAGUUUCUGUCUCUAAUUUUGAGUUUAAUUGGUGUCUGGGCUGCUUGGAAGUUUCACAUUGACAAGGGCAUUGACAAUUUCUACAGCCUGCAUUCCUGGUUGGGCCUUGCAUGCCUUUUCCUAUUCUCCAUCCAGUGGGCUGCCGGAUUUGUGACAUUUUGGUAUCCGGGAGGUUCAAGGAAUAGCAGAGCUGCGCUUUUGCCAUGGCAUGUGUUCUUUGGGAUCUAUAUCUAUGGUUUGGCUAUAGCUACUGCUGCUACUGGUAUUUUGGAAAAGGCGACAUUCCUUCAGACGAACAAUGUUAUAUCGCGCUAUUCCAGCGAAGCCCUGCUGGUCAAUACUUUAGGCAUCUUGAUUGUCAUUUUAGGCGGCUUUGUUAUUCUUGGAAUCGUUGCUCCAUCUGGUGGUAAAUCAGAAACCACAAGAGGAAAUGAAUAACUAUACUGAGUGU